Messenger RNA from Colletotrichum gloeosporioides, 555 nucleotides. RefSeq lists its product as uncharacterized. Bases 1 to 555 code for a protein of 184 amino acids. The transcript is spliced from 2 exons. The record is from RefSeq and is a predicted model, not a curated record. Lineage: Eukaryota; Fungi; Ascomycota; Sordariomycetes; Glomerellales; Glomerellaceae.
AUGUCGUCUAGUGACCCUCAGAUUCCAUCCACCCCAUCGAUCCUACGAAAUUCUGAGUCCGACAGUCCCGCGGCGGCUGGAGCAAGAGCCUCCUCCCAUGAGCUUCCUGCCCUCCCUGAAAUACUGGCCAUGAGGAAUUCGCUUUCUGCCAGUCUAGGGAGCACCGAAAUGGAAAUUGACCAGCCCACCGAGAUGCAGAACCCCAGAACUCCGCAGCGCGACCCUCCUUGGACAACGGACGAUCUCAAAGCUAUCCACAAUUUCUUCAGGACGCAGUACGGUCCUUUUGCCCUUGGCACCGUCGUUCGCAUGCUCGGCCGCCGUGACUUUUCCGAUGUGGCAGCGCACAUAAUCAACUUUCGACAGUCGGCCCUGGCUAUCCAAGUCGCCCGUGGUCAGCGCAACCACCCAGGACACGAUGCCCCCAUCGCCCACAAGACAAAGGGCCAGUUCUCGAUAUUUGGCGGGAUCAGUGACAUGGAAGUUAGUGUAUAUGACAUGGAGGGCAACCUGCUUGAAGUUUACGAGGUAGAUCCGGAAACCCCGUAUCGGUAG